AUACAUUACAAUCGGUGGGUGGGUGAAAAAUUGAGCUUGUAUUUGCAUUUAUAGGCCGCUUAAAACGUAUACGAAACGAAUUUGAAAGCAUAUGGUAAGGAAGAAGAAUAAGAAAACGAAUAUUGUAUAUAAGCAAUACUCGUAAAACUGUGCCACGAAUCAGUGACUUUAAAACUUGUUCAAAAUAUUGAAAUGACUGCUUCUGACCAUAGGAUUUCUUUGUUAUGAUAUAAAUGUUUUUGAGGUAGCUUUAAUGCAGUUCUUGGAGUUAGCUAGUAUUAUGAUGUCAGAGUUUUCUUCAAGCAGUUUUGCUAAUUCAAAGGAAAUUCCAAUUAUAAAUUAUAAAAAAAGUCCAUUGAUUCGCGAAGUUUGGCGGUACAACCUUGAAGAUGAAUUUCGUAAAAUACGUAAAGUUGUGCAAACGUAUCCUGUCAUUGCGUUGGAUACAGAGUUUCCAGGAAUUGUUGCACGACCAUUGGGUGGCAGAUCUGGCGACUUUCACUAUCAACAAUUGCGGGUCAAUGUGAAUUUAUUAAACAUUAUACAAAUUGGUUUUGCGUUUAUGGACGAAAACGGCAAGCAACCAGCUGAUUAUUCCACUUGGCAAUUUAAUUUUAAAUUCAGUCUUCGUAGUGACAUGUACGCUGUGAACUCCAUUGAACUGCUACAAAAUGCCGGUAUUAAAUUCAAACAGCAUGAGAUAGACGGCAUAGAUCCAACGGAUUUUGCGGAACUGCUCAUGAUGUCUGGUGUGGUGUUAAUGAAAAAUGUGAAGUUCGUAAGUUUUCACUCCGGCUACGAUUUUGGCUAUCUGAUAAGAUUACUAACAAACACAACGCUGCCAGCGGAAGAGAGACAAUUUUUUGAGACCUUACGUUUGUAUUUUCCCACAAUUUACGACAUAAAAUAUCUGAUGAAAAAUAUUAGCACUUUGCGAGGUGGUCUACAAGAACUAGCAGAUCAGUUGGAUUUACAUCGUAUCGGGCCACGUCACCAAGCCGGUUCUGAUGCUCUUCUAACCGGAAUGGUUUUUUUCAAAAUGUGUGUUUUAUAUAAAGAAAUUAAAAAUAUGCAAUUUGAGCCCACAUCAGUUUACUUGGACUACCACUACGAGAUCUCACACCCCGCAGUCUGCUGGCAAUCUGAAUAAAUUUAACCAUCCAAAAAGCUUUUCCAUACUAAUAAACUAUUUAUAUGCUUCUUUAAAGUUAUCU
Molecule: messenger RNA, 1214 nt
Organism: Teleopsis dalmanni
Lineage: Eukaryota; Metazoa; Arthropoda; Insecta; Diptera; Diopsidae
Product: CCR4-NOT transcription complex subunit 7-like
Exons: 1
Coding region: 254-1150 (298 amino acids)
Cellular component (GO): CCR4-NOT complex; CCR4-NOT core complex; P-body
Molecular function (GO): poly(A)-specific ribonuclease activity; nucleic acid binding
Source: RefSeq, a predicted model, not a curated record